ACAAUCGUUGACAUGAGAAAGGAGACCCAACUGCAUGCCAGAAAGCUCCUGACUCCUGACAUCCACACUCCUAUAUUCAUCAGAUAGACGACAGCUUGUGCUUGCGGUGAAGGCUGCUUUGCAUAUUGAUCAUAAGGAAUCAAAUCAACUUUGGUUGUUUCUGGUACAUCCCAGCCACUGGAGGAAUCCACUUCAUGGCACAUCUUGUACAGAUUGCCAAUUUUCGAUCGCAUCAUACAAUUGAAGCAUGCCCCAGUGCAAGUUGCACUUUCUUGGAGCUCAGGGCCUGGAUCCUCGAAUGCCCAGAGUUCUGAAGGAAAAGAUCGAGGAAGAGGAAUGGAACCAGUUUGUGCUGGACAUUAAUUCUGCCAUUCGUCAAGCCCAAUCGACCAUGGGCUUGAGUCCAUGGUUCAUUGUUACAAUGGCCACUAUUUGCAUUAUCUUGGUCAUCAUUGACAUUGCUGUUGGCGGAGAUAUCUUUGGCACAGCAGGAAUCAUGUUGUCGACAGCCAUUACCUUGUGCGGUGUUGCUGCAGUGUGCUAUGCCUGUCUCGUCAAGCCCACCACAACGUUGGAAGAAAUGGUAGAAGUCAUUUGUGAGGAUUACAGUGAUGAAGAGAACGAAAUAUAUUUUCUGUAUCGGCAUCAUGCCAAUGUUGGCGUCAUGGAAAACAGAUUCUAUUUGGAAGUCUUUAUUCCUGAGAAUGCAGAAGAGGAAAUGAGCAGAGCCUUGGUAGCCAUCAAAGAGGACCCAGCAGAAGAAGAGAGCAGGGCACUGGUCACACUAGUACCGCCGGAACAGUCUCGUGCUCUGGUGCUAGCUGCGCCUCCUUCGCGUGCUCUAGUGCCAGCGAGUACUCCUAACCUAUCUCUCCAAUCAGGCUCUCAAGCGUUGACCCCGGUUGACAACUCGCGAUCUUUGAUACCUCUCAACGUCGAACGAACGGAGCUAGCUUUGGUGGCUUUGAACAGCUACACGCAACAACAGGCACAUGUACCGCGACCUCAGACUCCAGCACCUGCUCCGAUGCCAUAUGUCUCUGGAGCCAUCGUACCUACCUGCUCCUCCGUCUUCACUGCAAUCAAUGCCAGGACUCCAGUGGUGGCCCACAUGCCUCGGACCGCAAUGGCACCCGCACCGUCGCCAGUCCCGUUGUCCGUGAUGGUCCCUCACGCGGCAGCUCCCUCCAACACAUGGACAACAGCUCCGGUGUCCUCGCAGAACAUCAUGCCAGCACAAGCACCAGUUCCACUUCCAGCUCCCUUGCCGUACGGCUUGUCAGCAACGACACCACACUCUUCCAUGCAACCCAUGGCAAGACCAAUGGGGUCUCCAGCAGUCGCAGCACCGGUCCCUUCACAAAGUUGGCGCAACUUCAGUCGAGAUCAGCACGAGCACCAACCCACAAGAAGCAGCUAACUCUGAACAGUCAUCAUGUGUUCCCGCUGGCAGCGCCUAUGUCGUACAAUGUAGAAGCCUCGAGGUUAGCUGGUCUUCUGUUCGCCAAAGCAGAUCAUUUUACCUCUAGCUAGUUAGUUACCGGUACGGAGUAUUUUCUGCUCCCAUAGCUCUGUCCGGUCGCCUGUCCCGUUGCGGCACAGUCGUGUUCAACUGAUGAUGAAGCCCACCUUUGUCCACUUUCGACGCAGUAUAGCUAGCUAGCCAAGUGGAUGGUUUUAUUCCAAUUUGAGAUCUAUGUUUACCAACUACAUUGGACAGUUCCCAAGGCCGCUAAAGGAUAACCCUGAAGCAACGGCCCAUGCAUUGGUAGGCAUCGCUCCUAUUGACCGCUCCACUCGGAAGACGACGAUGCCAAGAGCGGCGCAGGAAGACAGAUUAAAAAAUGGAUAGUUUAGGUAAACAUAGGGUCGAAGCA
Molecule: messenger RNA, 1877 nt
Organism: Seminavis robusta
Lineage: Eukaryota; Bacillariophyta; Bacillariophyceae; Naviculales; Naviculaceae
Source: the annotation of a GenBank genome assembly